Megalops cyprinoides (Indo-Pacific tarpon) is the source of this 5082-nucleotide messenger RNA. RefSeq names its product cell division cycle-associated protein 4-like. Gene Ontology annotation, cellular component: nucleus. Gene Ontology annotation, molecular function: transcription regulator activity. Lineage: Eukaryota; Metazoa; Chordata; Actinopteri; Elopiformes; Megalopidae. Bases 3055 to 3891 code for a protein of 278 amino acids. The transcript has 3 exons. The record is from RefSeq and is a predicted model, not a curated record.
AGUGUUGAUUCCUUUCUUUUUCGAUACUGAAAACGAGCGGAGGGUAUUUAGCCCGUUAUGUUUAAGAAACUCACGGAUGAGUCAGAGGGCGCUAAUGUGAGGCUGGCGAGUACACAAGCAUUUUCUAUGCGGAAGUACACGAGCGGUUCUCUUGCCAUUGGUAAAACGUGCUCAGGGAAUAUGUUACAUUGUUUGCAGUGAAGACACGCUUGCGUUAUGUGUAGCUCUGAAUUCUGUCUUCACUGAACAUCCAGUCGGUGGCGAUCUAUUUAAGAUUUAAAAGUAACUGGGCGAGAAGGAGUUAGCAAAUUCAAAAUGGCUUCCCCUCCUUGUCGUCGCCUCCGCUCCCCAGUUCAUUUUUUGUGCCUUUGGCGGUGAAGACAAAGCAUGCUGUAUUAGCAGCGACCGGGGAAGUAGGAUGAGUCCAGUCGUUAGAGAUGGCUCACGACUCUCUCUGUCCGCAUUUCAUCUUUUGUGCAAUUAGUAAAAACUUCAUCGUUUGAAUAUUAGUGGUGUUUGAUCAGUCGAAGACUCAUAACCGGUAGGGGAAUACCGAAAACGUCAACGUGGUGGGGGAGGGGAAGUGGGUUGCUACUUGGGUGGAGCUUGUAGCUAUAUUUCAUUUAUAAUGGAGGGAGGUGGAUCAAUCGGAGCGAGUUAGAUUUAACGUGUGCUGUAUGUCCACUGUCUCACUUCAGCGGGGUCGGGGUUGGUGUUGGGUGGGAAUUUCGAAAGAUCUGAAUCGGCGGCCCGGGAAUCGUAGCUAAAUGUUUUCUUCACCUGUGUUUGCGUGACAUGAUAUAUUUCAGGUGUAACGAACCUUCUGGCCUGUAGGGGGCGAAUGGAGCGCAGUAUGGAGUUGUUGCCAGGGCUGACGAAUCUCCCAGCAGAAAAUGUUAUGGAUUUUUGCCACGGGUACAGAUCUUCAGCUGAUCUAGGCCACAACACCAGUUUAAGUUUUCACUGCCCAGCCGAAAACAAGAUUGCUCACAUGAGUUGUUGCAAAAAUGACCAUCCUAUUCAGGGCUGUGAAAAUACUUAAUCUACGAGCAAGCUUGCUGUCUGCUUGGCUAGCUCUGCCAGUGCUGAAGCUCAGAUAAGCACCAACCAGUUCCUUAUACCUGCUAGCUACGGAGAUUGUUAACUGUUAAAUAAGACUGUUAAAUAAAAACACGUUGAAAUUUUUACGGUCUUGCAAACAUUUAUCACGGUCUCCUCGUAUAGCAGUCCCACCAUUCUAGAAUGUUUACUUGUAAAUGUCUUGUACACACUCCCCAUAUUAACUCCAAUAUCAUUGACUGAAAAAAUGAUCAAAGGUUUGUCAAUUUAAUGUGUAUGUUAUGUUUUUUUUAAUACGUCUGUUCUUUGCUGCCAGGUUGUAAGUUAUACUAAUUUGCUGAAGUGUUUUGGAGUAACAGUUCUGCCCUCAAUAUGGUCCUUUUUCAGGUUUGCAGUGGCCGUCCCGUAGUUUGUGGAUGACCUCCCUUUUAAUUUUAUGAAUUUCCCAUUUCUCCUUUUGUUCCUGUUUUCAGUUUCAGUAUAAGUAAUGUAGAACAACAGCAUAUACUGUUUGGUUCUUUUUUUCCGUAGGAGGUGUGCCACCUCAGCUGACCGAGUUUGUAAAAUGAUUCAUUCUACAUCCAUGUUCUAAAGAUGCUUUACAACUCUUUUUGUGUAUAUAUACUCACAGGAUACACGUCAAUUUGACAGAUCCCUAUAUACUUUCAGUAUAAGAAGGGUAGAAGAGAAGACUUGAAUGAAUGCUGAACACAGUUUUUCCCUAUAAUACUUAUUAAACUGGCAGGGCACUGCAGGUGUUGUAUUGACCAACAUGUCAAGUAUCCAUAGUGACGCCUUGCAGUAAGCGUGUCGGGGGCUUGACAGCUUAUACAGCAUUUGGCACUGGACGGGAUUAAUAUUUGCUGAAUUUAACUGUUCUCUUCCAUUUCAGAGGAAUGGCAGAAGUGAGUGCUUGUAUGUUUUGUAUGUAGGUGAAGGGUUGUCUUGGCAAAGAUAGGAGAGGAAUGCUGUCAGAAGUGACCUUUUAAUGUCUUCUUGUUGCAUCUAACUUGCUUUUGAUUUCAGUAAGAUGCCCUAAAAUGUGUUCCGAAAGUACUGCCUAAAACUCUGUCUUUGCAAACUUCUGCAGGCAGAGUAAGAUACGGAGUGCACACAGUUGCACACACCUAAUGUAUAACAUUUUUACGGUGGUUGUAGUUUUUAGUUUGGUCACAGCAGAUACAGUGUUUCAGCUUGUAUUGUGAUGUGACUACAGUUCUGGGAUGUCGCACUUGUGUCAGGUAGGACAAAAUUCCCAUGCCUUAGACUUCAUAUUUGCCCUGCUGUGUCAUGUCCAGCAUAUCCAUAGAUGUGGGUUGCAUUCAAGGCUGUAGCAGUAAUAAAAAAAAUUAUUUCCUCCCUGAAAUCCAAACCUCCCAUGUCUUUCUGUUUGUUUUGCCUGCAAUUAAUAGUUUGUGUUUUCCCCAAACGGAAUGAUGCACAGAUAUUCAUGGAAAGAUAAUUAGCUUUGUGUCAACAGUAACAUUUCGUACGUACUUGCAUUCAGAUCGGUCUUUUAUUAGCUCCUCAUUUCCUCCUCCCUUUCUCAAAUCCUUGACACUUCCCUGGCGAUUGAUACAUAUGGCUGGGUAGUAAUGACCAGUGGCCCUCCCCUACCAGACACACAUGCCCUUACAUCAUUUCCAUGGACACAUAGUAACGCUGGAUGCAAUGUUCACUGACGUGCUGGUUACUGUCAUGUGUUCUCUCUGCUUUAGCUGCAUGUUUGUUACUUUUAGGCUCCAGCAGCCCUGGUUGGCUGGCCCCGUGACUGGAGGCAAGUGUCCAACACUCGUUUCGAUACUAGAUCGGAUCAGGGGCUGUUUAAAGUUUGGUUGUUCCGCCCACCAGGAGCCUUACUUCUGACUGGCCUAAAAUGUGCAGAAAGAGUGCAGAACAAAAGAUGUUUGUCGCUAGUACAAAAGUACUGAAGCGCUGCGCUCUGGAAGAAGCUGCUAUGUUAAAUCCUGUGCCUCUCAACAGGAAAGAACAGAUAUGUUUCCAAAGGGCACGAAACGCAAGUUUUCUGAUGCCGGGGAUGAAACGACAGACGAGCACCCGGCAAGUGUCAAGAUGCUGUCUUCCUACAACCUGCAGCGUCAGUCCCUGCUGGACAUGUCUCUGAUCAAGCUGCAGCUGUGCCACAUGCUGGUGGAGCCCAACCUGUGCCGCUCCGUGCUCAUCGCCAACACCGUCCGGCAGAUUCAGGAGGAGAUGACGCAGGACGGCAGCUGGCAGAUCAUGACCGAGGCCCUCAACGCCAGCCAGAGCCCAGCUGACCGUCUGGUGGCUACAGAAAUCCUGUGCCGGCCGUCAGGCCGAGACCAGGAUCAGGAGGCCAAACCCUUCUCGGUGAUCGCCUAUGAUGGCUGCCACUCGGAAGAGGUGGUUGUGGAUGACCACCUGUGUUCGGUCUCCUCCGAGGUCCCGUCCACGUACAUGCCAGGCAGCUUAGGUGUGGGUCCAUGGGAGGAAGAGGAGCUGAAAGAAGCCCAUGAGGAGGAUGAAGAUGACAACGGUCUGAGAUCAGGAGGGGAGGAUGAAGAGAGUUUGGAAGCAGACUCCAAGACCACAGAGCAGGUCUUUGGCACGUUCGAGAUCAAGAACCCUAGCCCAGACCCUGCCUUAGAGGAGUUGUUCUCAGACGUAGAUGCCUCUUACUAUGACCUGGACACCAUGCUGACUGGCAUGCAGAGCACGCCCAAAAUGGGGCCUUACGACCUCCUGGAAAGCCUGUCCUCCCAUGGGCCCUCCUCCAUCAGCUCAAACUCCAGCUGUCGACCUGAUCUUAAUGAACUGGACCACAUCAUGGAGAUCAUUGUGGGCUCAUAGAAACGAUCUUCACAGAGACUGUAGAUUUUUCCACAUUUUUCUGUUUGUCUAUUUGUGUAUGUUUACACAUUCACAUGGAAGCAUGUUAAAUCAGAGACCCUCUAAACAAGGUGUAAUUGCCCUACAGUGGGCUGAGAUUCAAUGUGCUGACCAUAAUGGUUUCAUUUGCAUACUUUCUGUAUGUUUUGUUUUAUUUUAUGUGUGCUUUAACUUUUUUUAUUUCACUUUUAAUUUAUUGUCAUUUACUUUAAAAUGUCAUUACACUACAUAAAUUGUGAACAGAAUAAGUCAUAUACCUGAACUUCUAAAGCAACACAUAUUUUCCUAAAAAAAAAAAGAAAAAAUAUUAAAAUAUAUAUAUACGUGUGUAUAUAAAUAUAUAUUUUUACAACACCUACAGCUUGGAAACUGUUACAGUACUAUGAGUUUUUAAAUAUGUUUCUUUUUAUUUUCAGUGUGAGAGGGUUUUAAAAGUAUUGAUUAUUCUGCCAUUGUCAUCCUAUGGUGUCAGUAUGAUUUGGAAGGUGGAUAAAUGUAGUUCAGAUUUGCAAAACAAAUGGCACCGUAAUGUGUCAUUGCUUUGGCAAAAUUUUUACCCUCUCAGAUUCCAGCAGGACACUCAUGAGUCAGACACUUACUAAACAUCUGAAUUAAGUUCUUAUAGCACCUGCUUUGUCUUGCUUUAAGAAGCCAUAUUUUCUUAUAUUUGUAUUGUUACAAAUGAAGAAUUAUGGGUCCGACCCAGUUAAGUUAUUACUUUUUUAAUUUAUUUUAUUUUAUUUAUUGAAUGCAAACUUGUCAGAUAGUCUGGAAUUCUGUUCAGCUCAUGAUAGAAUCAGCUUUUCAUUUAAAGCUUAAAUGCCCACCAUCCUUGCGUCUUCAAAGGAUGGGUCUCAUUUUCUAUGCAGUUAGUGUUACAGUAUGUCUUAAACAGUAUUCAAGUGUAAAAACAUCAAACGAGGGUUCAUAUAAUGUUUUAAUUAUGUUUUAAAUCAUUGACUGACUGAGCAGGUUUCUUGCUUUUUUCAAAAAUAUCUUAGAGAUUCCCCUGAAUUUUAUUCCUUAUUAAGAGAUUCCUUAAGAGAUUACUCAGGCAAACAUUUUGUGUAAAAACAGCCAGUAUUAUGAUUGUUAUUACCAUACUCUCUGAUUGAUGUCAGUGCAGUUUAAACUGCAAAUCAAGCCCACAAA